Plasmodium vivax (malaria parasite P. vivax) is the source of this 2767-nucleotide messenger RNA. RefSeq lists its product as hypothetical. The coding region runs from base 50 to 2368 and encodes 772 amino acids. Lineage: Eukaryota; Apicomplexa; Aconoidasida; Haemosporida; Plasmodiidae. The transcript has 7 exons. The record is from RefSeq and is a predicted model, not a curated record. Gene Ontology annotation, molecular function: protein binding.
GGAGACAAUUCUCAGGAGACUCAGAAGAUCCAGUCGGAAAAAAAAAAAAAUGGUGGAAGUUGACACAGUUGACGAGGGAGAUUGGGCCCACGCGAAGACGCUCGACUUGGAAGGAGACCCGUUUGACUACCCCGAUAAGACGAAACAAAAGAGUGUUAAGAAAAAGGAACGCGAAAAUGAAAAGCGAGAAACCAGCUCGGACGACUUCUACACAUUCAAUGAUGACUUGGGGGAUGGCAACAGUCAGACGAGAGGGAAAUAUCUCGCGAGCUCCUUUUCGCGAGUAAACGGAGACGCAAUGAAUGGAAGCACCGAGUUUGCGAAUGAGUACUACCUGAAGAAGAAGAGGAGCGAGGGACGUGGACACUCCAACGGGGGGGAGUACGAACGUGGCGACACGCUCGAAUAUGAAGUCGGCCGCAAAAAGGGAGCCUCUCGGCACGCGCAACUCCAGUUUGAGAAAUACACAGGCGAGACGAAGGAGUUCUCGGAGGUGGACUCCUACCCCGAGGUGGACAUGGACGCCAUGCUCGAGGGAGGGGAAGAGCAGCAAGAGUAUGCAGAGGAGGAUGAGCAGCAGGAGUAUGCAGAGGAGGAUGAGCAGCAGGAGUAUGCAGAGGAGGAGUAUACUUAUGUUGAGGCGGACGUGAAGGAGGAAUAUGCUGAAGAGGGGGGUGACGAAUACGCAGAGGGGGCGGUCGAAGAGUACGCAGAGGAAGCGGUCGAGGAAUACGCAGAGGAAGCGGCCGAAGAGUACGCAGAGGAGGCGGUUGACGAAUAUGUAGACGAAGCGGCUGAAGAGUCCGCUGACGAAGCGACGGACGAGGAACUGCCCGACGUAGACGGAGGGGCGAACUCCAUGCACCACCGCGAAAGGCGCAAGGGGCGCAUGCGGCAAGCAGAAGUCGGGGGGAAGAAGAAAAAGAUGCCGGACGAAGACAAACGAGGAAGCACCCGAGACCGAAAAACCACAGACACGCUGGAAGAGUCAGAAGGAAACGAAGAACAAGUGGAGGAGAAAAUAGAAAUAUAUAAUAAUGAGCAGAUAGAUGAGCAAGUAGAAAUUGCACACGUCAAAGGAAAAGGGAGGUGCAUGUUUACAAGAAAAAAUUUAGAAGCAGGGAAAAUUAUCUUUGUGGAAAAGCCGCUGAUAAUCAUUACCCCCGAUUUGAAUGAAGAGCUAUGGGCCCAUUUAAAUAAACUGAAUAAUGAGGAAAGCUUCGAGUUGCCUCUCAAGUGGCACUACGCUGCCUUAUGCACCAUCACGACCCUUAACGAGAGCGACUUUAGGGCCUGCAUAGACAAAUGGAUUCCGGAACCCGAUCGGGAGGCAGAUGCGGAUGUGUUCAACGUGCUGAAUAAGGUGUGCGAAAAGAGGUUCGCAAAAGAUGGGAGGCUGCAAUAUUUUUUUAUGAAGAAAAGGAUAGACCCCAAAAUAUAUGACCGGGUCAUACAGGUGUGGCACUACAACGCCUUCGGCCACCACACGGACAACGAGGGACUGGUUCUCUACAACCGCAUUUCCAUGCUCGCGCACAGCUGCAACUCGACUGCCUGCUGGCACUACGGGAGCAACGACAGCUUUGUCCUGCGCGCCAGAGUGAAGCUGGCGGUGGGCGACGAGCUGACCAUCUCGUACCUCGGAGACGACGACUUGUACAAGUCCUCCAACAUAAGAAGAGAAAAGCUUACCAACUGGUUAUUCGUCUGCAUGUGCAGCAGAUGCACGAACCCGAUCGACAACUCCAGGGGGUUCAAGUGUUCCACGUGCGGCGUAGGGACCUUCUUCAUCAAGAGCGAGUACCACGACGAAAUCCCCAUCGCGACGAAAUGCAACAUCUGCGAGUCGGAAGUAUCAGAGGCAAUGGCAUACGAGUACAUAGAAUACGAGAAGAGCUACAUCGAGAGGUUGCAAGAAACAGACAAAACAGACAUUGCAGAUGCAUUGGCUGUCUACGUUCAGGCGGAAAAAAUAUUUACGCAGCAUUGGAUUAUGUACCAGCUGUAUACCAUUUUGUUUGAGGGGUAUAGAGACAACUGCAAGUGGGAGAAGGCUAUCUUCUAUCAGACGCAGAGAAUCAAAUAUGCCGUGGAUGUGAUUCCCAGGGCAAAUUAUGUGCUGGCUUGGCUGUAUGAGGAACUGGGGGAGGCCCACGCGAACUCCAUAAGCACUGAAAUUUUGCAGUCGGAAAGGGACUUCACCAUCUCGUAUGAGGAGAAGAAGCGAAUCUGCUCGCACUUCCUCAAGUCCAUCCACCUGCUGGAAAUCCUCUGCGGGUACUCCCACGACUACCUGAAGGAUUCACUGAACAAAUACUACCGCAUCGACAGUUUAACGAGCACGGACGCCCCGCAAAUCGAGGAGUAGCCAAAAGGGGGAGCGGCGAGGAGUCCAGGCCGUGUCCAGCAGUUUCGCCGCACGUUUAGGAAUGAUAGAUGUGCAGAAAUAAUAGACGUGCAUGAGUAAUACACGUAUGUGCCUGUGUGGAGCUUCCCGCGAAGGGGGAGACUUAACCAAGGCGUCCACCCGUUCGGAGUGACACAACAGCAUAAUAACCCCUGCGCACGAACAUGUUCGCCGCGUUUGGGGGGGAAACACAAAGACACCGCCGCUCCCAUCAAGGUGACUGUCAAACGGGUAGCAGAAAAGGGGCUGCAACAGGCAACUCCCCACUUGUCAAUUUAACACCGCGGCGUCGUCCAUUUGUUCUGUUUUUAAAACAUUUUAAAUUGUUUCUCAGCGCACAGCGCAGGGCGCGUCGUUUUG